Molecule: messenger RNA, 3286 nt
Organism: Puntigrus tetrazona (Sumatra barb)
Lineage: Eukaryota; Metazoa; Chordata; Actinopteri; Cypriniformes; Cyprinidae
Gene: fbh1
Product: F-box DNA helicase 1
Exons: 21
Coding region: 135-3176 (1013 amino acids)
Biological process (GO): double-strand break repair via homologous recombination; replication fork processing
Cellular component (GO): nucleus
Molecular function (GO): 3'-5' DNA helicase activity; DNA binding; protein binding
Source: RefSeq, a predicted model, not a curated record
AAAGUAACAUCCGAACUUUUAAUUUGUAGUGACGCAGAGCGGAAAUAGAGCGCUUUUGAAGUUGUGUUUGUUUGGGUGGUCUGAAGUUAAAUCUGUGACAUUCUUGAAGUGAAACGUCUCGUCGUUUGUAAAUCAUGGAAUCGUCCAUGAGAGGAAGGGCCAAACGCAGGCACUUGGGGCCCUCAGAAUGUAACGACCUGGUGCAAAGCACGUCUCUCACACAGCCUUUCAAUGUUAACCUCAGCCACACAGAUCCAAACCGAGGACUUCAGCCGAGGACCCCCACCAAAAGAAGCAGACAAGGUGGUGCGGGACAGCAGAAAGGCAUCACCAGCUUCUUCUCCGUCACCGGAGUCAUCAGCACCAGCCCCCAAAAAGGAACCAAGACUCCAGUGAAGGAGGAGGAACGGGAACCGAUCGGUCAUCUCAUCCCAAAAGAAGAAAAUGAAGAAGAAAAGAUUGAGGACUAUAUGGAAGGCAUCACCGAGGACAUGUUUGAUGAUGCCUUUGAGGUAGGAACUGCAUCUGUCAAAAAAGAAGAAUCGUUGGAAGUUGCUGUGACAAAAGAAGAGGAUGAAGAGGACCUGGUUGAAGCCAUCCCCGAUGCCUGCUUUGGGCUUCUAGGAGUGCAGGGGGGCCAGGAGGUGCCCAAGGGCCAUGUCCAGGAUCUGCCCGAGGAGGUCCUGAGGCAAGUGUUUGCACACCUUCCAGCAGAUGACCUCUAUCACAACAUCAGCUUGGUGUGCCAUCACUGGAAGGAUGUCGUCAUGGACCCCCAGUUUCUGCCGUGGAAGAAGCUGUACUGCAGAUACCGUAAGCAGCAAAAUGAGGCGCUGAAGGAGGUGAAGUCUAUCCUUGAUGACAAUCACAUUAACAGAAAGGAUGACCUGUGUCUUCUCAAUAUGCUGAGGUACAUGUCUCGGUUCAAACACAGCAAACGUGUGAAUGUGAAGGACGUGUUGGCGUGUGUGAAAGCGCAUCAGCUCUACGCUCAGGCUGAAGCCUGUAUCAGAGUCAGAAUCCCGGACAUGGUGGAUGACGAGGGUCCAAACCCUUGGUCUGCCAUGGCCCUGAUGUUGGUUCUGGCUGAUGGGGUGAAAGAUGUCUUGGACCUGGUGGCUCUCUUGCAGAAGUCUGGGUGUCUGCUGACAGCGGGGGGAAUCUCCGAGUACUUGUGGGCCGUAGCGACUUUGCUCCUGGCAAUGAGAAAGAACAAUAUUAACAUAAGCAACAGGUGGCAUUACAAUAUCUUUUAUGUGCUGCACUUAAUGGAGAACGCUCCUCCUCCUGCGGGCUUACAAGACAAAAGACAGUUUCUGACUCAUGAGCAGCAGCAGAUACUUAACCAUGACAUCCAGAGUAACCACGUUGUUAAAAUAAUGGCUUUUGCUGGCACUGGAAAGACGAGCACGCUCGUAAAAUAUGCUCAGCGAAGGCCGCAUAUGCGCUUUCUCUACUUGGCCUUCAACAAAUCUGUGGCCAUGCAAGCUCAGCAGUCAUUUCCAAACAACGUCGAAUGCAGUACUAUCCAUUCAAUGGCGUUCAGAGCUGUGGGAGUGAGGUAUAAAAACAUGAAGAAACUGUCCAAUAACUUGCAGGUGUUUAGCGUGGCGUGGGUCUUGCCUAAAGGACUCGGAGGAUUUGUCAACGCUAAAGUGGUGACGCAAACGCUCCAGAAUUACUGGGCAUCUGUAGACCGGCGCAUUGGCCCGGAACACGUUCCACACGAAUACAAAAACACAAAUGGAUUGCUAGAAUGCCCAGACGAUCACAAAAAAAUGGCAUUUGCUGAUGCUGCACAGACGUUGUGGGACCAAAUGGUAGAGCUGAAGUCCAGAAAAGAGAGAGCGUACAACAUGACCCAUGAUGGAUACCUCAAACUCUGGCAGCUGAGUAAACCACAGCUGGGCCGAUAUGAUGCCAUAUUUAUUGAUGAAGCUCAAGACUGCACACCAGUCGUCAUGGGCAUCAUGCUCUCUCAGAACUGUGGGAAAAUCCUGGUUGGAGAUCCUCAUCAACAGAUUUACACUUUCAGAGGAGCAGUCAAUGCUUUGCAUGAAGUUCCUCACACACACGUCUAUUAUCUCACACAGAGCUUUAGGUUUGGAUCUGAAAUUGCGUAUAUUGGUGCUGCAGUACUAGACAGCUGUAAGAAAGUGAAGCAGAUAUUGGUUGGUGGGAAUCAGGAUGGAAGUGUUCGAGGGGAGGACACACAAACACUGCAGCACCUGAAGUUGGGACAGAGGCUGCCUGAAGGGAACGUAGCCAUUCUGAGUCGCUGUAAUGUCACAGUUUUCAGCGAGGCUGUCCGACUCACAGACGCCAACCCCACCUGCACAAUCUACAUUGUAGGAGGUGUUGAAAACUUUGGGCUGGACAAAAUCAUGGAUCUCUGGGUCCUGAUGCAACCAGAGGACAAACGCAAGAAUGAGAGCCUCCAGAUCAAGGAUUACUUUAUCCGUAGUUUCUGCAAAGAUAAGAUGGGUGGAUUCAGAGGUCUGAAGGCGUACGCCACGGCCUCAGAAGACCGCGAGCUAGAGGGCAAGCUAGCCGUGGUGGAAAAAUACAACAAACGCAUUCCAGAGCUGGUUAAACGCAUCUACGAUCGCGCCCAGAGAAGAGCAGAGUGCGCAGAUUUUAUCCUUGGUACGGUGCAUAAGGCCAAAGGCCUGGAGUUCGACACAGUCGCUGUGACAGAUGACUUCACAAAAGUAUCAUGUGCUCGACACAACCUGCAGGGAGUGGGCAGCUUUAAUGCAGCUGCAGCAAACGUCCCAGAUGAUGAGUGGAACCUGUUAUACGUGGCCAUCACUCGAGCCAAAAGAGCACUGUACAUCACCAAGACCAUCAGCAACAUCCUAACGUUCACUGGGGAGUACUUCCUGAGGUCAGGGCUGACCGGCACUCUGCUGGGUGAAGAAUUGUUUCUUGCCUGUUCCACUGAAGGCUGUCAGAACCACAUCACUGCAGACGCUGUCCUCAGCAUGAGCAAACUCCCUGUCAGAUAUAUGGAGAGCGAGGAUGCGGCCGGCGUUCUGUGUUUGACCUGUGUGGAGCAGCGUGUGGGACCUGCAGCCUUCCUGCUCUCUCCACCUGAACGGGUCAGAACCAUGAACUAUACCAAUGAAAGAAUAGGUUUGCCCAUCAACGUCGCCAUGCUGCUGUCUUUACUUUAAAUCCCACAUUUAAGUGCUCUUUUGCCUCUGUGUCUUCUGGAGUGAUUUUUUUUGCACAGUUCUUAAACUUUUUUUUUUUUUUUUUUUUUUUUUCCCAUUUUUUUUUUUUU